Mycetomoellerius zeteki is the source of this 3061-nucleotide messenger RNA. Its product is annotated as E2F transcription factor 1. Bases 955 to 2295 code for a protein of 446 amino acids. Lineage: Eukaryota; Metazoa; Arthropoda; Insecta; Hymenoptera; Formicidae. The record is from RefSeq and is a predicted model, not a curated record. Gene Ontology annotation, biological process: regulation of transcription by RNA polymerase II. Gene Ontology annotation, cellular component: RNA polymerase II transcription regulator complex. Gene Ontology annotation, molecular function: RNA polymerase II cis-regulatory region sequence-specific DNA binding; protein dimerization activity; DNA-binding transcription factor activity, RNA polymerase II-specific. The transcript has 8 exons.
GGAAGGGAGGGGAAGAGAAAGAAGGAAAACGAGAAGAGACUCACUUUGUUCGCCAACACCCCCGAGCAUGGCGGACCGGUAUGGUAAUAGUGCGCUUCGGAAACGCGGGAAUGCUUGCGAGAGUACCGAAAGUGGAUAACCGGUGCUGCGACGUCGUCGAGGACGAGGAGACGAGCGGUUGCGAGGAUAUUUCGCGGUAAAUAGCCGUUCUCGCCACUCGGCUGUCGGUCCUUCGACCGUGGAGCAGCCGGCGGGAGUUUUGGCGGGUAAACCAGGUGAAGGCGCGCGACGAUCGCCGACGCUCGCCGAGACGGAUUCCUGGCCGACGAUCUCGACGAGGAUUCUCGAGGAAACGCGAUGACGCGCGUGAAACGACACGGGACGCGUUCGUAAUCGCGAUAAUAAUCGGUCGACAUUAUCGAGCGAUUAUCGGGCGCGUCGUAUUCGUUAGAGUAUCUUAUUAGUAGCUUCGCUCGCGGGGAUCCGCGUGUUGUGCAAAUGUCGUGAUAUCAUCUGGAAAAAGCUCGGUCCGCAAUAUCGGGUGAACGCGACACGAAGCCACACGAAGCUGGUGGCGGCGGCGCGGCGCGACGACGGUUUUGGCGCGCGUAUUUCAGCUGUCGCGUGCGACCGGCAGAUGGCCGGUACGCCGGCUCACGGACACGCACGGACACGCCGCCGCGACACGCACACGGAGAAUCGACCAUUGCCGUUACCGCUACGGCGAGGGUGUCGCCGCGCCGUCCGCUCGGAAGCGCGCGCACUUAUGAAAGGCGGCGAGGAACGACGCGUUGUCAUCGCGUGAAACGCGAACGCGUCCCGGACACCUCCUCGGUCCGCAAAAGUGCCUUCCGCCCGUCCGAGCCUGCCCGUCGAAUCGUCACCGAGUGCCGUGCCGCCGAGGACAACUCCGUGGAGCUGCCCUAAUUCCGACACAACAAUCACAUUACCAGGAUGCCUCGGGUAAGGAGACAAGUGAUCCUGGAGGAUCCAGCCAGGCCAGUUACUCCAGACAUGGUGGAAACCAAGUUGUUAAAGUCUGAGUUUCUGGAUGAUGGUUCUUUGGAUGAAAUCCAACCUCCAAAGGUGGCAGAAGAAACACCAAGCCCUCAUUUACAGGAUCACCAGUACGGACAAACACCUUGUUACCAAAUAACGAGAAAACCCACACAACCACCACCAAGAGCUGAGAUAUCAGUUCAAGCGGUAAAAAGAAGACUGAAUUUGGAGGUAGGGACAACUGGUCCCAGCCAGUCUGCCUUCAAAACACCCAGAGGUAAACGUAGAAGAUCCGGCUCGAAUUCUUUAGCUGGUCAUACACCCACCAAAAGUAAAACUGUAGAAAGGACACGGUAUGAUACAUCUUUGAGUUUGCUCACAAAAAAGUUUAUUCACUUAGUUGAAAGCAGUCAGGAUGGUGUGGUGGACUUAAAUGUAGCGUCAGAAAAGUUGGAGGUACAAAAACGUCGUAUAUACGAUAUUACUAAUGUUUUAGAGGGCAUUGGUAUUUUAGAGAAGAAAAGUAAAAACAAUAUCCAGUGGAAAGGCGGUCAGUUACCGAACAAUCGAAACGAUAUCGCUAAUCUCAGAUGGGAGGUCGCGGAUUUGGAAGCUAAGGAAAACACUCUGGAUCGAUUGAUUCAUGGUGCUGAUAAAAACCUUCGCGAGCUCUGCGCGGAUAGACAAUACGCUUAUGUGACGUAUCAUGAUUUACGUUCAGUUUCAAUGUACAAAGACCAAGUUAUUAUGGCCGUGAAAGCCCCGCCGGAAGCUACCCUCCAUGUCCCACAACCGAUCAAUAACUUUGGUCAACAAAAGCUUCAAAUGCAUAUGAGAUCGGAACACGGCGAGAUAGAUGUGUUUCUGUGUCCUGAGGAUUCCACAGUCAAAACAUCUUAUCCUGGGUAUGCGACAACGCAAUCUGUGCCUCAAUCAAAAGAAUCCGAUAUACCUUGUUUGCCUCCUGAAUUGUUGGCUAAUCGAGAAAGCGACAUGCGAAUCGAGCCAGUACCUUCCGAUGAGAGUUUCAUAAAUACUCGUCUGUGUACCCCCGUAACUGCAGUUACCAGUGUAACAAGCAUGAAGGACGCGUUCUUAUGCGAAUCCGAUGAUUAUGGACCAAUGGGCGGUGGCAAAUUCCAACUCCAAACAGAGGAUCAAAUCAGCUCAGAUUUGAGUAUUCUCGAUUUUGGAGAACAACUACUGACUUUGGAACCACCUCUCUCCGAAAACGACUACUCGUUCUCGUUAGGCACCGAGGAAGGUCUUUCGGAUCUCUUCGAUUUUAAAUUCUAGGAAUAUCAUCGCUUAUUGCACGGGCGUUCGUGUCUUUUUGGGUUGUUACUCAAACAGAUGGAACUGCUUCGUCAGUUUUACAAUGCGCCUUCGUGUUACAUAGUGAUGAUAGUUGGCAGUUUCGUUCCGUGCGUCGAUCUUCGCGAAAAAUUGCAAACAUACAAAGACAUUUUUAUUUAUUUAUUAUUUCUUUAAGCACAUCAUUUUAUAUUUGGAAUUUAUUUUCCGUAUUUUUUGUACUUAAAAGUACAAGAAGGCUUAAAAGAAUAGCAACAAAUUAGUCGAGGCAUACCAUAGGCAAUUUCAUAAAUUGCACCCUGUUGAAAUUAAAGAUAGAUCACAUGAAAUGCAUUAUAUUUUUCGGUAACAAGAUUUUUUACACCGUCUGUUAUUGUAUGUUCUACAUAAAAACUAUAAAGGAAUGUUAUUGAUCUGUCUGCACCAGAAUAUUUUAAUAUUUUACGGUUUUUUUUGUACUCAUGUUUCAUUCUGGAAUAUUUCGUGGUUAUACUAUUUUAAUUUCUUGCGGACCAUAAACUCUCAAUGUGAAAGAGCCAAACCGCCGAGGCACAGGAUAAACAUAUCACAAUAUUGUUAAUGUGUGCUUCCGGCUUGAAAUGGUCUGCGUUGAUCACGUUUGCGGAAUGGAUUGCAAAGAUAUUAGACAAAGAGACAGAAGAGAGAUGAAAGAGGAAGAAUGUGUGUACAUGUAUGUAUGUGUGUGUUUGUGUGCAUGUGUAUGUGUAUAAGGAAGAGAGAGAGAGAG